AUCGGUGCACGUCAACAGAUGACGUCACCCCAGCCAGUUCAUUUAUCUAGAAGAGGGACAUCCACAGAGAGCAGUCACCGUGUCGGGGGGACCGACUGCACGAUGUGGCCCGUGUUACCGCUGCUGCUGCUCGGUCUGCUGCAACCCUGCACCGUGGGCUCCCAGUUCACUCAGCAAUGCAACUCAUCAGUGGAAGGCACCAUUUACAAAUACAGAGCAAAGACUCUAAAUGGUAGUCAGACUGUGAACUUCAGUGACUACGCAGGCAAGGCUGUCCUCUUUGUCAACGUGGCUACAUACUGAGGACUCACCUAUCAGUAUGUGGAACUGAAUGCACUGUAUGAGGAGAUGAAACCACAUGGGUUAACUAUUCUUGGCUUCCCCUGCAACCAGUUUGGAAAACAGGAACCGGGGCAAAGGCAUGAAAUCCUGCCAGGUUUAAAACACGUUAGGCCUGGCAAUGGAUUCAUUCCAAACUUCCUGCUGUUUGAGAAAGGUGAUGUGAAUGGGAAAAAUGAGCAAGAGGUUUAUACUUUCCUUAAGAGCUCUUGCCCCCCUGUCGGAAUCGACUUUGGUCCCAUGUACGGCCGGCUCUUCUGGGAGCCUCUAAAGAGUACCGACAUCAAGUGGAACUUUGAGAAGUUUCUGGUGGGAAGGGAUGGGAAGCCAGUGAUGAGGUGGCACCCGACCAUCAAAGUUUCUGUGGUCCGAGCUGACGUCCGGAGAUACCUGCUCGAACAGUACGCAAAGGAUGUCUUUAAUUAGAUCUGAUCGAUCAUUUAGUAUUGUCUGUCUAAUGAAGUAAGUGUAAUCAGAUGCAAAUGAUUAGUAGAACUUAGGUAGCUUGAUGAGGAGUAAUGUUACAGUUUCUUGUACCGUGAAGAUGGCAUGUUGAAUGAAGAGGAGGCUUGAAAACAGUUACUCUGUGGUGCCUCUUUGGAAUCUGGGAUUUAGGCCAGCCUUUCAGUGCAUUCAGGCUGCCCUGCAAUCCCACAGCACCAUGUCAUCUUCCCAUCUCAGGACUUGUUAACCAUUACUGUCUAAAUGUUGAUUACUUUCAAUAAAUCAUGGAGAAUAACA
Messenger RNA from Oreochromis aureus, 1080 nucleotides. RefSeq names its product glutathione peroxidase 3 (gene gpx3). The transcript has 5 exons. Gene Ontology annotation, biological process: response to oxidative stress. Gene Ontology annotation, molecular function: glutathione peroxidase activity. NCBI's taxonomy places the organism in Eukaryota, Metazoa, Chordata, Actinopteri, Cichliformes, Cichlidae. The record is from RefSeq and is a predicted model, not a curated record.